Vitis riparia (riverbank grape) is the source of this 620-nucleotide messenger RNA. Its product is annotated as 60S ribosomal protein L15-1-like. Lineage: Eukaryota; Viridiplantae; Streptophyta; Magnoliopsida; Vitales; Vitaceae. Gene Ontology annotation, cellular component: ribosome; cytosolic large ribosomal subunit. The transcript has a single exon. Gene Ontology annotation, molecular function: structural constituent of ribosome; RNA binding. Gene Ontology annotation, biological process: cytoplasmic translation. The coding region runs from base 18 to 620 and encodes 200 amino acids. The record is from RefSeq and is a predicted model, not a curated record.
CUUUGAGCCUGUGAAUUAUGGGGGCUUACAAGUAUGUUUCUGAAUUAUGGAGAAAGAAGCAGUCCGAUGUUAUGAGGUUUCUGCAGAGGGUCAGGUGUUGGGAGUAUCGCCAACACCCUUCAAUUGUUCGUGUUACAAGGCCCACACGACCUGACAAGGCUCGCCGUCUGGGGUAUAAAGCAAAACAGGGGUAUGUUAUCUAUCGUGUUCGUGUUAGACGUGGUGGUCGGAAGAGGCCUGUUCCCAAGGGCAUUGUUUAUGGAAAGCCUACAAACCAGGGUGUCACCCAGCUGAAGUUCCAACGUAGUAAGAGGUCAGUUGCUGAAGAACGUGCUGGCCGGAAAUUAGGUGGUCUGAAAGUUCUCAACUCGUACUGGAUAAAUGAGGAUUCUACAUACAAAUACUAUGAGAUAAUCCUAGUUGAUGCUGCCCAUAACGCAAUUCGAAAUGAUCCAAGGAUCAACUGGAUCUGCAAGCCUGUGCACAAACACAGGGAGCUUCGCGGUCUCACAUCUGCAGGAAAGAAAUACAGAGGACUCCGUGGAAAGGGUCACCGGCACCACAAAGCACGCCUUUUUCGCAGGGCCACUUGGAAAAGGAACAGCACGCACUCCCAUUGA